UGGUGCCUAGUUUAUUGUGUGCUGCUCCGUUGUUACCCUUUUCACCUUUGCAUUGUUUUUUCUAUUGCGCGCAUUUUUUCUACACUUUGCCAUUUUUCACAAGCGAAGAUACAAUAUUUUCCAAUCCUUAUUUCCUAGGCAUUUAAUUAUUCACAUAAACUAAAAAAACAUGGAGGUCACUGCAGGGCAGUACCAUCGCGAGAUGAGUAAAUUCAUUCUCGACGAGAUUGACCAAGGAGUGUCUGCACCAACAAAGUCCGAGCUCGGCAAGCUCUCCCGGCUCACGCCAAUGCAAUUCCAAGAGCUAGCAACAGACGUAUACGAUGAGCUUAAGCGACGCCGCAGCGAAAACCAAGACUUCCCCUUUCUACCCGUCCGCGACCAUUACCAUCCGAAGCGCAACCAGGCGCGCCAAAAGCUAGCCACCUUGUCGCGCCCAAAGUUUGUCGACCUCGUGCAUGACGUCAAUGAGGAGCUGAAAAGACGCUUCCCGCACAAAAUUGACACUACCGAGUUCGCCACCGCAUCUUCCAGGUAUGACUCGAUGAACAUGGGCAAUAUGCAGAGUGCGUUGCCAAUUGCACAGCAGUUCCAGAGCUCGCAGUUCGGACAGCAGUCGGGGUUCGGUCAGUACCAGAUGUCGAGGUCACCGCCGACAAGCUCAGGCAGCAUCCAGGGCUACACCCAUACCAUUAAUCCACCGGUAUCUGCCAUGGCAUCAGCAGCGGGGCGCGGCAGCAGCUUUUCCCACGACGACGCAGACAACGACGCCAACUGUGGUCUGCGCAACAGUCAACUAGGCCAAACCGCCCGUGUGCCCACACCUGACCGUAGCGCGCGCAUGAGCACGAGCGACCUUGAAAAGCUCAAGAACGAAUACGAAAUGCGACUCUCUGCCAUGCGCAAGCGAGUGGGUCAGCUGGAGAGCCAAAUGCUGGACCGGCGCGGCGACAGCUCCCAAUCCCCCAUAGAUGCCGAGCAAAUCAGUAAUAUUGAGCGCAUGAACGCGGCGUUAGCGCAGAAGAACGAGAGGCUGGAGAACGAACUUAAGUUGUUGCGCGACCAGCUGGUUACCGCGAGGUCGGAUGUGCCAGCGCUGAGGCAGGAAAAUGACAAGCUGAGGAUUGAACGCACAAGGUUUAUUGAGCGCGAGCGCGAGCUCAAGGUUAAGCUUGAUGAGGCUAGGGCCAAGGUGCGACGGCUCAAGGCCACCUCAGUAUUUGCCAUGGAUCACGGAGACACGGAGCUGGUUCCGCCACCUGUGUUUGUUAACUCUGGUGGUGUCAUUCGUCCGUCAUCCGUCAGGGCGUUCCAGGAGGCUGUUGAGGCGCUGCUUUCAGCCGUCAGGUCGGAGAACAUGGACGUUGACUUGCCGAAUGCUCAGUCGUUUGUGGUGGCUGCCUGUGGUGAACUCAACGCGGAUGUGACCGCCUACCAGGCCGCCAAUGCCGGAGAUCCCAGCACAUGGCCGUUGCCCAGAGACACCCUGGAGAACACGCCUGAGGUUGUUCUCAAGCUUGAGACUCAUCUGGAUGGCCUCGCUCAUGCUGUUGACAAGCACCUGAACAGCAUGGGUGUGCUGCCUAUUUCGCUUUUGGAGGCCGCCGCCAGCCACCUUGCGACUGCUGUUGUGGACCUUGUGAAGCUUCUUAAAGUGUGUUUCGACGAGAGCAAGGCUGCACCGCGCGCCAUACAGGCUAUGGUGGUGCCUGCGGUGGCAAUGGCCGCCGCCGCCGCCACCGCCGCAGCAACUGUAGAAGCAAAACAGGCACCAACAUCCACUUCUGCGAACGCCACCACCACUUCCGCCAAUAGAUCCGAUCAAUAUGGCCUGGAAUCGAGCACCGAUAACAUUAUUGCUGGAAUCCAAAGCAUGCUACAAUUGGUGCGCGCGCCCAGUCCGGCUCCCAACGCCCUGUUUUCCACAUUACAGCGGGUCAUUGUGUCUAUCCGGGAGACUAUCAAUAUUAGUCGCGCCGAGUUUGAUAAUAUCGAGACCGGGUCCGGUGCCAGUGAGCAGCUGAAUGUGGAUCUGUAUGAUCGGGCGGUGGCAAAGGGUGUUUUGGACGGGUUGGAGAAGGGGCAUUUGCAAUUGACUGAUCAGUUGAACGAUAUUAAUGAGGCCCAUGAUGCUGCUGGUGGGUCUGAUAUGGAUAAUGAGAUUGUGAGGGAGUUGCUGAACGAGAUGGCAUUCAAACAGCGCUUGACAUCGGCUCUUAUUGAUGUCGGUAAACUAACAAAGACAUUGGUACUUUGGCUAGAAUAAAUCUAUUGUUUUUCCUCCCUAUUUUACACCGCUUUUUUCGCAUAAAAUAAAAGAUUUUGAGUAUAUAAAAGUC
Molecule: messenger RNA, 2339 nt
Organism: Kickxella alabastrina
Lineage: Eukaryota; Fungi; Kickxellomycota; Kickxellomycetes; Kickxellales; Kickxellaceae
Exons: 1
Coding region: 170-2266 (698 amino acids)
Molecular function (GO): MAP kinase scaffold activity
Source: RefSeq, a predicted model, not a curated record